AGGACAUUUCAAUGUGUUCUUCAGUCUCUGGAACUGGCAAUACAAAAGUUACUGAAACAGAAUUACAAAAGCAAGAAAAGUCUGAAAGAAAUAUUGAAGAAUAUACAGAAAUAGCUCAAUCCCCUUCUCACUGUCUAGAAAGUGUUACUAUUGCAGCUUCUACUUCAAAGGGUAUUGAAUCUCCGCCUCCCGAUGACCACUUUGAAGCUCCGCCUACAAAUGAUAUUAUAACUCCUUCUCCUGCACAUUCUAUUACAAUGUCAAAUUUAAAUAAACAGCAAGAAAUUGGUGAUGACAAAAAUACUGAGAUAGAUAAAAGUACAGACAAGGAAGAUGCCGGAGUUGGAGGAAAGAAAGUUGAAAAUGAAUGGAUGACAGAUAAAGAACUUGAAGAAUUUAGACAAGAAACCUUUGAUGACCUUAGAGAAACCGCAGAGGCAGUAGUUGCACUUCUGACUCGCCACCAAAAAGGGGGAGCAUUUGUUGAUGAGAUCUAUGAUGCCGCUUUAGUAUUUGACGAGGCUUACUAUGAGUUGGAAAAAACAAGUCGAGAAAAUAUAAUCAAAUUUCGGAAAGACAUAGCAGAAUUAAUGAUUGAAACUAAAUAUUUCAAAUUGAGCUGUGAAAUUGUAAUGCAUACAUAUAUGAACGGGUGGCGCAGUGAAGAAGGAAAUGAGGAAGAAAGUAAGACCGUGCCUUUAAUAAGAAGCCUUGAUACCCUAUGUAACUUCAGUGAUUGCUGUGAUGAAUAUGCAAUUGGCCUUGCAAAUGAACCUGGAUUUCUUGAUACACUUAUACAAGUACUAAGAGAGUCACUGCCAAAAUAUUUUGCAAAGGAAGGAGAACCGAAACUAGUGGGAAUCGAAAAACACUUGAUUGAACCUUCUCUAACCAUUGUUCACAAUAUGUCAAUGAGAGAAACCAAUAUUUUGAAUCUACGUAAUGCUGGCAUACUCUCGUGUUUGAAACCUUAUCUGAAGUCUCCAAACACAAAAUAUGCAUUGACAGCAUUGGCAAGUUUGGCAGGUGUAAUCAAUGAAGAAGAAAGUAAUGUCAUCAAAAGUAACAAGGACAUUGUAAUGAUCUUGUUGGACUGUAUCAGGGAAGGGAUGAAGGAUAAAAUGCGAGAAUGUAGAGGAUGGUCCUGUCAAGAAUCUGUUUUUAGUAAGUUCUUUAUUAAAUCGAGGUAAAAGUUUUGUACACAAUCGACUUAUUCUUUCACAUAUAUGUGCUGUAUCUGGAGUAGCGGUAUUUUGGUUUCAUGGGGACUUUAAAAAAAAACAGAUAGGAAGUCCGAGGCAAUGUGAAAUGUUUGGUUUAUUGAGGAUAUCGGAUUAAGUGGAG
Molecule: messenger RNA, 1344 nt
Organism: Ruditapes philippinarum (Manila clam)
Lineage: Eukaryota; Metazoa; Mollusca; Bivalvia; Venerida; Veneridae
Exons: 3
Coding region: 12-1190 (392 amino acids)
Source: RefSeq, a predicted model, not a curated record